Molecule: messenger RNA, 1896 nt
Organism: Bacidia gigantensis
Lineage: Eukaryota; Fungi; Ascomycota; Lecanoromycetes; Lecanorales; Ramalinaceae
Exons: 3
Coding region: 1-1896 (631 amino acids)
Source: RefSeq, a predicted model, not a curated record
AUGGUUCACUUUGUACUCCUGGAGUCCUGGGAAGUGGUUGUUCGUGGUGGUGUUGUUGUUGUUGGUGAAGAGUCAAUGUCGGCGAUCGCUCUGGAUUCGCCAGAUCGUCAUAGUUCCUCACCAGAGCUUUCUUCACCACCUUCAGGCACUUCACCACCUCAUCAUCGCACGUCGAUCAACAAUAAAGGAGGACUUUCAAGAUUAACAGAGAGUAUACAGAUUUCAUCCGCGACUGCGACCGAUGAUGGUGCCUCAAAACCAAGCAAAGCCGCUAAAGACCCGUCCGCGCCCAAACGCCCGCGUAUUAAGAAGGAGCCUGAUAGCAAAACAACUACUAAUGUUGCAACCACAAUAAAUGGUGGAGACCAGCCGAUCAAAAAACCUCGUGCAAAGCGGGGAACAGGUGUGCGUGCAUUGAAAAAAAAAGCGGAUGAAGAAGCUAAGAGAGUGGAAGAAGCUGCUGCGCGGCUUGCCCUGGGGCAAAGCGGCUUCGUCCCACUGCCUCAAACGACCGCAAAUCACCCUGCACCCCCGCUUUCCCAAAAUGGAAAUCGUGAAGGCAUUCCCACUUUUCAACAAAACCAUCAACAGCACCUUUCCCUUCAACCACGUACAUCUAGCGGCCAGAAUUAUGACCCUAUACGUUCCGCAACAGUCGCACCCCGCCCCAUAACCCCGAUAAACAAUAUCUCCACUGCGAUGAAACCAACUGCAAACCGCUCACCGUCCAUUUCAAGCUUGAUUGACCCUCCUGACGCCAUGCGACCGCACAAUCCUUAUGUACAUCAGCCAAAAAAAGAUUACGAACAUAGACAGUCCUCGCCCUUACCCUUGAGUAACCCACCCGUCCCAUCGCAAAAUGGAUCAAUCAAUGCCGCCGCCGCUGCCUCAUCGUCUUCGCCCAUGGAGAUUGUUCAAGAACCACCCGUCAAGCAGUCCAUAAUAUCUGCUUCUAAGAAACCUACUCCAGCUGCAAGCAAAGGCCCAUCACCUGGCGCUCACUCUCCUAAACCUUCUACCAAAAAAGAUGCUACUCCCCUUCCGGCGCCAGGCAGUGGCCUACUUUCUGGCACUAUGUUUGGUGGUCCAAGCACCUUAGACGCUCCAGAAGCGGAGAACAGUACUCCUACAGUUAUUCUAAAUGUGCCGCUGACCGGUGAGCACCAAUAUGUCAAUUUCACUCGCCUAGCAGAAGAGAAAUAUGGUUUCCAUGCGUUACAUCCUAGGCUUGCCGCACAGCGUGAUCGGCUGGCACGUGUUGCUGCAGCUGGGGCGGCGUUAGAGAAGGCGAAAAAGCCGGGAGCACCAGGCGUUGAAGCAGAUGACAUGUCUGAAGAUCUCUCUAACGAAGAAGGCGAUGACAGUAACGUGGAGAUGGGCGGCAUCGAUAAUCGCUCAGUCGCGCCGGACGGGAGAAGCGGAGAGGACACUGGCGAAGCCCCCAAGAAGCGAAAACGAAUCAUGAGAGAGGACAUGUAUGAUAUAGACGAUGGGUUUAUUGACGACACCGAGCAAGCUUGGGAGGAGAAAGCGGCUGUAAGUCAAGAUGGCUUUUUUGUCUACUUAGGACCUUUGGUACAGGAGGGGGAAGACACCAAAGUGGAACGAUCUGAAGUGACCCCAAAAAGAGGACGGGGUGGUGGGCGUGGAAGCCGCGGCGGGGUCGGUAGCAGAGGUGGUCGAGCAAGUGCUGCCCGUACAACUGACAAGGACAGCAAGGAUGGUAACGACCCACCGAAAAGGAGGAGGCGAACAAGAGAGGAGAUGGAGCGCGACAAAGCGGAAGAACUGGCUCGUAAAGAAAAGAAAUUGAUGGCAAAGCAGGCCGCUGGGACCGCAACGUUGCCAUCGCAGCCCACACCAAUUCAGAUGCAAAUGGCUCAGGUGCCCGUCUGA